AUGUCUCACAGGGAAGGUAGUUCCAAUAUCGAGAUCAAAGAUAUUGCUUCUUCUUCCAACAAACUAGGUCACCUGCUUCACAUUAUGAAGACUUCUUCUCGUUGCAUGUCGCCUACUAUGAUGGAGAUGAUUGGUACCGUUCUAUGCACAAUGAACAAAUGUGUGGUUUUUUCAACUUGGACUAGGGGUAUCAUCGACGCUAAUGGACAAGCUUAUUGGAUCCUUUAA
Prunus armeniaca (apricot) is the source of this 228-nucleotide messenger RNA. Lineage: Eukaryota; Viridiplantae; Streptophyta; Magnoliopsida; Rosales; Rosaceae. The record is from the annotation of a GenBank genome assembly.